GCCCUUUUGCACAGAGAAGAAACCUUCAUUACAGUAUUCCCCAAACACGUUCGAAAACGACAUCAAAACUCCCAACACAACCAUGACCAAAGACGUGAUACAAAUCAUCACAUCAUGCAACUGCAACAAAGUCCACCACACCUUUUCCAUCCCCACCUCUACCCUUCCCCUCCCUGCCAUUCUCUGCAAUUGCAAUUCCGCACGUCAUAUUUCUGGAGCUUUGUUUACUUCUUAUAUCUUAUUGACAGGAUAUGAUAGUUUUGGGGUGGUGGGAUGUGAUGGGUUGGAGAUGGUGGUGUAUGGAAGUGAAGAUGGGGGUGUCAAGAGAUGGUUUUGUGGAGAUUGUGGUUCGCAUGUGUAUCGUGAAGACCAUGGGGGUGGGGGGUUGGGGGUUGCUAGUGGGGUUGUGAAAUGGGAGGGAGUGGAGGGUGUGGAAAAAGAGUUGAUAGAGUGGAUGGUAUGCGAUAAAUGGUAUGAAGAGGAAAAAGACACAUUUCUCACGCGUAUCGAUGGCGAGAAGUUGGAAAUUCGACGCAAGAAGGAUAAACUUCCAUCACACCUCGAUACCAUAACCUCGACAAACACCAAGGCCCCAAAGAAAACGACCGAGAGCACGUCGGAAACAGUACAAGCGCAUUGCCACUGCAAGGGUGUAAAUUUCUACAUCACACCCCCCAACAUUUCCUCAUCAACUUCCGCUCGCUCCCCAUAUCCAGACCUCAUGGUUCCAGCACAUACAGGAGGAAACCCAAACGUCGGCAAUAAACCAUGGUGGUUACCUUCUCCAACCAGAUAUCUAGCAGGCACAUGUACUUGCCCUUCCUGCCGUGCAUCCUCUGGUUUCGACAUCACAUUCUGGUCAUUCAUCCCCACUUGCAAUAUCUUCCUCGACACCACCUUAACCACCCCAUUCACCACCACUCAGACUUGGGGAAGUUUGAAAACUCAUUCUUCCAGUAAAGGUGUGACAAGAGGCUUUUGUGGUAUUUGUGGGGCUAAUGUGUUUUGGGCUGGGAGUAAGGAUAUUCAAGGGAGGGAAGGGUUGAUUGAUAUUGCUGUGGGGUUGAUUGGGGGUGAAGGGGUAGAGAGGAUGUUGGCUUGGUGGACUGGGAGGGUGAGUUUUGCUGAGGAGGCUGGGGAUGGGAAGUUGGUUAGAGGGUUGGAGGAUGGGUUGAGAGAGUGGGCGGUGGUGAAUAGGGGGAGUGGUAGGAUGGCUAGGCAUGAGUUUGAGGUUUAGUGAUGGAGGUGCUCAUGUAACAUGGGAUGUUCACUUUCUGUCGAGUUGGCAGGGUCUUGUGCAAUUGUUGAUGUGGUGA
Molecule: messenger RNA, 1316 nt
Organism: Aureobasidium pullulans EXF-150
Lineage: Eukaryota; Fungi; Ascomycota; Dothideomycetes; Dothideales; Saccotheciaceae
Exons: 1
Coding region: 83-1237 (384 amino acids)
Molecular function (GO): carbon-sulfur lyase activity
Source: RefSeq, a predicted model, not a curated record